ACUACUCAAGAAGUCAAAGCAUCAAAACAAAGCCUGCAAAAUGUUUAAACUGAUUGCCCUCAUCUCUGCCCUGUGCGCCGUCGCCAAUGCUGGAGUGAUCGCGCCCUACAGCCAUGGUUAUGGACUGGGAUACGGUGCUGCCCUGGCCCCCGCCUACGCUGCUCCGGCCGUGAUCUCGCACGCCCCCAUCAUCAAGAGCUACGCCGCUCCCAUUGUGGCCCACCCGGUGGCCACUUCUUAUGCCAACACCUACAAGGUGGCCACUAAGGCCAUCCCCGUCGUGCACGCUGCUCCACUGGUCCAUGCCGCCCCUCUGGUCCAUGCCGCUCCUGCCCUGCACACCACCUCUACCUACCACGGCGGCUAUGGCAACUACGGAUACGGUGGUCUGGGAUACGCCGGCUACGGUGGUCUGGGAUACGCUGGCUAUGGUGGACACGGAUACCUGCACUAAGGAUCUGAUGCUGAGGAAACUAGGCCCCCGUUGACGACCCCUUGAAGUGGAGAAUUCGCAUUUUGCUGCCGUCAAAGUGUUGAAUUUGCAUGUGCAUUUCGUAGUCAGAGGCAGAAAAACAAAAAAAAACCUUGAAUUGUGUACAAAUUUCAAAAUCCUCAAAAUCCCAAAAAAAAAAAUCCAAGAACUCAACUAGAGACAGAGACACCUAGAGAACUAAGGACAUAUACGCGGGAGGCGGCGAGAGCGAGAGAUUGAAGGAAGGAUCAAGUUUCGUUGAUUUUGCUAUAAAGGUGCAAUUCCCUGCCCUUGUGGCUUUGACACUUUCUGUAAAUAAACGAUAAAUGACUCUAAACACUAAA
Messenger RNA from Drosophila kikkawai, 816 nucleotides. Its product is annotated as cuticle protein 10.6. The record is from RefSeq and is a predicted model, not a curated record. NCBI's taxonomy places the organism in Eukaryota, Metazoa, Arthropoda, Insecta, Diptera, Drosophilidae.